AUGAGCUCUUCUUCUUCCCGAAACACAGGCAACGGUACCACUUCCUUCUCCGCCACUCUCCUCCACCACCACCACCGCCAUGGCGACUCCCAAUCCCAAGCCGCCCUCCUCCCGCCCUCCUCCUCUACAGCAGCUCCCUCACCAACGUCUCCCAAGGCCGCCCCCGAAUCUCCCGAGCGAAACAGUACCGUCCUCCUCCACUCGGUGGAGAUCGAGGCCCCCUCCUCGUCGCCGGGCCUCUCAGUACCCCCAUUCUCCUGGAAGAAGCUCUGGAAAUUCACGGGGCCCGGGUUCCUGAUGAGCGUUGCGUUCCUCGAUCCGGGCAAUCUCGAAGGCGAUCUCCAGGCGGGUGCAAUCGCGGGCUAUUCGCUGCUCUGGCUCUUGAUGUGGGCGACGCUCAUGGGGCUUUUGAUCCAGCUCCUCUCUCUCAGGCUGGGCGUCGCCACUGGCCGCCACAUGGCCGAGAUUUGCCGGGAGGAGUACCCUAAUUGGGCGGCGCUCAUGCUCUGGUUCAUGGCCGAGCUCGCGCUCAUCGCCGCCGACAUUCAGGAAGUCAUCGGCAGCGCCAUUGCCAUCAAGAUUUUGAGCAAUGGAGCAUUGCCGCUUUGGGCCGGCGUCCUCAUCACCGCCUUCGAUUGCUUCAUCUUCUUGUUUCUUGAGAACUAUGGAAUCAGAACACUAGAAGCCUUCUUUGGUGUUCUUAUUACAAGUAUGGCCAUUGCAUUCGCCUGGAUGUUUUUCGACACAAAUCCUAGCGGAAAGGAGGUUAUAGACGGGCUGUUGGUACCUCGGCUAAGUUCCAAGACUCUCCAAAAGGCUAUCGGAGUUGUCGGUUGUGUAAUAACUCCUUACAAUGUCUUCCUAUAUUCAGCUCUAGUCCAGUCGCGAAAAGUGGACACGAAGAAGAAAGGGAGAGUACAGGAGGCGCUAAAUUAUUACACAAUCGAGUCCUUCAUAGCCGUUUUUGUAUCACUGGCAAUCAACUUGUUUGUGACAACCGUAUUCGCAAAAGGGUUCUACGGGACAGCACAGGCUGACAGCAUCGGGCUAGUGAAUGCCGGAGAAUACCUGGAGCAGAGAUAUGGCGGGGGAUUUCUUCCGAUUCUAUACAUUUGGGGAAUCGGUCUUCUUGCAGCCGGACAGAGCAGCACCAUCACGGGCACUUACGCCGGGCAGUUUAUAAUGAGCGGCUUCCUUAACAUGCAGAUUAAGAAAUGGCUGAGAUCGUUGAUCACGCGAAGCUGCGCCAUUCUACCCACAAUCUUGGUGGCUAUGAUCUUCAACCGAUCUGAAGAGUUGCUUGAUGUACUUAAUGAAUGGCUUAAUGUUCUUCAGGCAAUGCAGAUACCGUUUGCAGUUGUCCCUCUCCUCCAUUUGGUGUCGAGCGAGCACAUCAUGGGCAGCUUCGUAAUCGGAACUACUCUAGAGAGGAUUUCAUGGGGUGUAGCCGCGAUCGUGAUACUGAUAAAUGGAUACGUUCUAGUGGACUUCCUCGUGUCGGAUGUCCACGGAUUGCUUGUUGGCAGCGUAGCUUUCAUUCUCGGAGGCUUGUACGCAGCAUUCCUCGCAUAUCUUAUAUUCGUCGGCAGGAAACGAGCGGAUGGAUUUUCGGUUCUCGGAACAUAAGACCAUCUCAAAUGCUGGAUGAAGAAGCUCAGAUCUUUCUGCAAGCCUUGAGUUAAGUUCAUACCA
Molecule: messenger RNA, 1692 nt
Organism: Andrographis paniculata
Lineage: Eukaryota; Viridiplantae; Streptophyta; Magnoliopsida; Lamiales; Acanthaceae
Product: metal transporter Nramp3-like
Exons: 4
Coding region: 1-1626 (541 amino acids)
Biological process (GO): metal ion transport
Cellular component (GO): membrane
Molecular function (GO): manganese ion transmembrane transporter activity; cadmium ion transmembrane transporter activity
Source: RefSeq, a predicted model, not a curated record